AUGGAUGUGCUAACUGGGGGCAAUGGAAAUGCCAGGGUCUGGAUUGAAAAUCAUCCCACCGAGGGCUGGGCACCUGGUCGAGUCGAUUCCGUGGGCUCGAAUGGACUCUAUGUGGUGGUGGACGACCAGGGCACGAAGUUCGAGGUGGCACCAGAGAACGCCAGACAAGUGGAUCCCAACUGCCUAAGGGGAGUGGACGACUUGUUGUCACUUGGCGACUUCAACGAGGGAGCGCUCCUUCACAACGUGCGCUCCAGAUACUUCAAUGACAAUAUCUACACCGGCAUUGGCAGCCCCAUCCUUAUUUCAGUCAAUCCUUUUCAGAAUCUUCCUGGGCUUUACACGGAAGCGAAGCAGAAAUUCUACCGCGAGCGAUCUGCAGCAGCAGGCAGCGGCGAAGAUGCGGAUGUGCCUCCCCAUCUUUUCUCCGUUGCUGCAGCUGCCUAUACUGCCAUGCUGGGGGAUGCAAGGAAUCAGUCAAUUAUCAUCUCGGGCGAAAGUGGGGCUGGCAAGACGGAGGCAACGAAACGCAUCCUUACGUAUUUUGCAAACCUCCAAAGGACGGCAGGCGCCACAAGCGAGAAGACGAGCAUCGAAGAGCAGGUGCUUAGAUCUAACCCCAUCCUGGAAGCCUUUGGCAAUGCAAAGACGAUAAGAAAUGACAACUCCUCCCGCUUUGGCAAGUUCAUUGACAUAGAGUUUGGUAGUUCCGGGAAGCUGACAAGUGCCAAAAUCUCGAACUACCUGUUGGAGAAGAGCCGUAUUGUCAAGCAACAGCCAGAUGAAAGAGGAUACCAUGCAUUCUAUCAGCUGUGCGCUGGUGGCCACUCGCUGUCCGACAUCGGUCCAACUCUGGGGUUGCGCUCGGCCUACGAGCAUUCCUACACAGCAGUCUGCACGGAAAUUGACGGGGUCGACGAUGCCAGCAUGUUGGAGGAGGCUGCAGACUGCAUGGAUGGCCUGGGCUUCAGCAAGGAGGAGAAGAACUCGGUGUUUCAGAUUGUGGCUGCAGUGCUGCACUUGGGUGAUAUGCAGUUCGAGGAGGGGGAUGACGGAAGCGUUCUGCCCGAUGGCGCGCUGACCGACAAGAUUUGCGAGCUACUGAAAGUGUCCAAGGCAGAUUUCACAACGACCUUUCAGCACAAAACCCUGGAAGAUCCAUUCACAAAGAAGAUCAUUCACAUGCCGCAGGAUCCAACAAGCUCAUCAAACACCCGUCACUCGAUGGCCAAGCACCUGUACUCUCGACUUUUUGACUGGCUCGUUUGGCGGAUCAACCUCAGCGCUGCUGGCAAAGGUGGCGGUGGUGGCAGAAAGGAGAACACCAAGAAGAUCGGCAUUUUGGACAUCUAUGGGUUCGAGGUCUUUGAGUGGAACUCCUUUGAGCAGCUUUGCAUUAAUUUUGCAAAUGAGAAGCUGCAGCAGCACUUCAACUCGCACAUGUUCACGCUGGAGCAGCAGCUCUACAACGAGGAGGGAAUCUCCUGGAGCCAUAUUGAGUGGCAAGAUAACAAAGAAAUUAUCGACCAACUGGAGAGAAAGCCGCUAGGACUGUUUUGCAUUCUCGACUCGGAGUGCUUGAUGCCCAAUGCUACAGAUGACACGUGCUUGAGCAAGAUUCAUAGUUCCUUCAAGUCCUCACGCGUGGUCUACAAGACGUCCCGUUUCAAGUCCACAAAUUUUGCAGUGGCACAUUAUGCGGGCGAGGUGGUCUACAAUGUCAUUUCAUUCUUGGAGAAGAACACAGACAAACUUCAUGCCGAUAUCACAAACCUGUUGAAGUCAUCCUCGAUGCCCAUCACGCGGACGCUGUUCUCAGACCCUCGCUUCGCGCCGGAUAUGCAGGCUCAGGCAGCCCAGAGCCGACCCGGAGCUCCCCCGGCAAAGCGUGGGGAGCCGAACCAGAGAGCAAAGCAGAACGUCACCGUUAGUGUGAUGUUCCGGCAGCAGCUGGAUCAGCUUGUAGAGGAUCUCAAUCGCACCAAUCCUCGCUACAUCCGGUGCAUCAAGCCAAAUGGCAACAAGCAGGCGCAUGAGAUGGAUUCGCUGGAUGUUCAGAGGCAGCUCCGGUGUGCUGGCAUGCUGGAGUCCAUUCGAAUCCGGAGGGCUGGCUACCCAGUGCGUCGUCCUUUCAAGGAAUUUUUCAACAGGUUCCGGCUUCUUUGCCCUCAUGUGUCAACUGGCCGAAGCCUGGAUCCAGAUUACAAAGAGCUAUGCCGACGCGUUCUGACAGAUGUGGAGGCCAAAUUUCAGGCUCAAAGGCAGCCUGUGGAGGCCAAGUCAUGGCAGGUUGGGCGCAGCAAAGUUUUCCUGAAAGAGGAGUUGCAAGGAAGAUUGGAGAAGGCGCUCGGCGAGGCAGUCAAGGUCUACGUCGUACGGAUGCAGAAGAGGUGGCGUGGAAGCAGAGCAAGACGCAAAUACCGUGUGAUGAGGGGGGCCGCCGUCCAGGUGCAAGCACUGCUGCGCACCUUGCGCUCGGCCUCGGAGUUCCAGAAGCGCUUGCAGCAGCACCGCGAAGCCCGCGCCGCUCUUCUCACUGCUGAAGCCGAGCUGCCCAGCUUGCGAAGUGGGCUGGCCGCGGCAGAUGAGCAGCUGCCAGAGGAGCGGUGCGUGCCAGCGGAGAAGGACAUGGAGUUGAUACAGCUGGAGGCUUCUGCCGCUCAAGUUGCACGGCGCGAGCGCGAUGCCCAGAACGAGCUUCGAGAAUGCAAAGAUGAGCUGGAGGCAGCGCGGGAAGCCGCUGAGGCGGCUGAGAGAAGAUGUGCACAAAAGGAGUCCUCGCACCAGUGGCUGCAGAAGGAGAAUGAGCGCCUGAAGGCCGCUCUUCUCAGUGCUGAAGCCGAGCUGCCCAGCUUGCGGAGUGGGCUGACCACUGCAGAUCGGCAGCUACUCGAGGCCAAAGAAGAAUCCCGGGCUUCUCAGCAGCGGUGCGUGCGAGCGGAAGAGGACAUGGAGUUGAUACAGAGGCAGCUGAAGCAGUUGGAGGCUUCUGCCGCUCAAGUUGCACGGCGCGAGCGCGAUGCCCAGAACGAGCUUCGAGAAUGCAAAGAUGAGCUGGAGGCUGCGCGGGAAACCGCCGAUGCGGCUGAGAGAAGAGGGGCACAAAAGGAGUCCUCGCACCAGUGGCUGCAGAAGGAGAAUGAGCGCCUGAAGGCCGCUCUUCUCAGUGCUGAAGCCGAGCUGCCCAGCUUGCGGAGUGGGCUGACCACUGCAGAUCGGCAGCUACUCGAGGCCAAAGAAGAAUCCCGGGCUUCUCAGCAGCGGUGCGUGCGAGCGGAAGAGGACAUGGAGUUGAUACAGAGGCAGCUGAAGCAGUUGGAGGCUUCUGCCGCUCAAGUUGCACGGCGCGAGCGUGAUGCCCAGAACGAGCUUCGAGAAUGCAAAGAUGAGCUGGAGGCUGCGCGGGAAACCGCCGAUGCGGCUGAGAGAAGAGGGGCACAAAAGGAGUCCUCGCACCAGUGGCUGCAGAAGGAGAAUGAGCGCCUGAAGGCCGCCCUUCUCAGUGCUGAAGCCGAGCUGCCCAGCUUGCGAAGCGGGCUGACAUCGGCAGAUCAGCAGCUACUCGAGGCCAAAGAAGAAUCCCGGGCUUCUCAGCAGCGGUGCAUGCGAGCGGAGGAGGACAUGGAGUUGAUACAGAGGCAGCUGAAGCAGUUGGAGGCUUCUUCCGCUCAAGUUGCACGGCGCGAGCGCGAUGCCCAGAACGAGCUUCGAGAAUGCAAAGAUGAGCUGGAGGCUGCGCGGGAAACCGCCGAUGCGGCUGAGAGAAGAGGGGCACAAAAGGAGUCCUCGCACCAGUGGCUGCAGAAGGAGAAUGAGCGCCUGAAGGCCGCGCUUCUCAGUGCUGAAGCCGAGCUGCCCAGCUUUCGAUUGAAGCUGACCACGGCGGAGGAGCAGCUACUCGAGGCCAAAGAAGAAUCCCGGGCUUCUCAGCAGCGGUGCAUGCGAGCGGAGGAGGACAUGGAGUCGAUACAGAGGCAGCUGAAGCAGUUGGAGGCUUCUGCCGCUCAAGUUGCACGGCGCGAGCGUGAUGCCCAGAACGAGCUUCGAGAAUGCAAAGAUGAGCUGGAGGCUGCGCGGGAAGCCGCCGAUGCGGCUGGGAGAAGAGGGGCACAAAAGGAGUCCUCGCACCAGUGGCUGCAGAAGGAGAAUGAGCGCCUGAAGGCAGAGCUUGCAGACUCCAAUGCCGAGCGUGCCAAGAUGCGUCAGCAGGUGGAUGAAGUCCUGAAGAAACAACAGGAUUGCGAAGUGGACAAGUGGAAGCAGGCCGCCCACUUUGAGCGCGAAUACGGCAAAGCGAAGGUGCUGAUUGCAGACUACGAGAAGGCCAGGUUUGUGGCGAAGCACUGCGCCAUCACAGCAUGCCCGAAGGAGCUAGGGAAGGCGGCGCUCGCAGUCAGUGGCGACGCUUCCCAGACCAAGGCCUUGCAGCAGCAACUGGAGAAGUACCACCAGGAGCUCCGAACCAUCCGAAUGGAAAGGGAUGACGCCCAGCAUAAGCUGGAUGAGAACGAAUCGGCAGGGGAGUUUUUCAAGGAGAGGUACCGAACAGCGCAGGAUGAGUUGCGCCAAUUGAAGCAGGAAAAUGCCCACCUGUCAGCAACGACGGACAAGCUGAAGCAGCGUUUGCAGAAUGCUGCUCAAUCCGACGAUGUCUUGGGCACGGGGCUUGACUCCCAGGAAUCAAUGCAGAAGAUUCAAAAGCUGACGGACGAGAUGAAACGAGUGCAGGCUUGGGGGAUGAAAUCCAAGCAGCUGGCUGACUGCCUGAACCAAUUGCUGGCUUUGGAGUCUGCGCAGACCAAGCUCUAUGAGCAAACCUGCGACAUCAAAGACUUCGGAGUCAUUGGUGAGAUCCAGAGAAGGAAGGAUCAGGCAGAAGCCAUCCGCAGACAAUGCGAUCAGCUAAUGUCAAAUUCAAUUGCUUGAUGUGCCGUGAGAGGGGCCGGGUAGUAGUUGCCAGCAGCUGCACUGCAAAAGCAGGGUUAGGCAAGCUGCUGGCAGGUAUGCAUUGCUUUUCCAAGCGUGAGCGCCUGAUGCUGCGCCAAUGCACCGCUUGAAGGUUGGCUCGGUUUCGAAGAGAGAAAUCUGCUAAAGGCAGCGGCUUGUAGCACCCCCCCCCCUCGCGCCCACCUUCCGCAUUGCAUGACAGGCGCGC
Effrenium voratum is the source of this 5155-nucleotide messenger RNA. The record is from the annotation of a GenBank genome assembly. Lineage: Eukaryota; Dinophyceae; Suessiales; Symbiodiniaceae.